This is a messenger RNA of Gastrolobium bilobum, 1583 nucleotides long. RefSeq names its product myb family transcription factor PHL7. The record is from RefSeq and is a predicted model, not a curated record. The coding region runs from base 89 to 1042 and encodes 317 amino acids. NCBI's taxonomy places the organism in Eukaryota, Viridiplantae, Streptophyta, Magnoliopsida, Fabales, Fabaceae. The transcript is spliced from 8 exons. Gene Ontology annotation, molecular function: DNA binding; DNA-binding transcription factor activity.
UUCCUUAAUUAUCAGGAACAUUGGAAAAGAUAAUGCAUGGUAAAGAUAUUAUGUGAGUUGAACGAUCAUAAAUUAAGAUAAAUGACAAAUGUAUCAUCCAAAAAAUAUUCCUAGUUCAAGUUUAAUUGUAAGCAAUUCAUUAGUUCAUGGUGAGCACAUAGAUUGUGGUGGCAGCCCAAUGGAACCUGGCAAUGGAGGAAACAGUCUCGGCAACAACUCUAAUCUCUCUUCAAAACAACGUUUACGGUGGACACAUGAUUUACAUGAGCGCUUUGUUGAUGCUGUGUCACAACUUGGCGGGCCAGAUCGUGCCACUCCCAAAGGUGUCCUCAGAGUUAUGGGUGUACCAGGCUUAACUAUUUAUCAUGUCAAAAGCCAUUUACAGAAAUACCGACUAGCUAAAUACCUACCUGACUCCUCAUCCGAUGAGGGGAAAAAAGCCGACAAGAAAGAAACAGGGGAGAUGCUUUCCAAUCUAGACGGCUCAUCUGGGAUGCAGAUUACUGAAGCACUAAAGCUUCAAAUGGAGGUGCAGAAGCGACUACAUGAACAAUUGGAGGUGCAGAGACAGCUACAAUUACGGAUUGAAGCCCAGGGUAAGUAUUUGAAAAAGAUAAUUGAAGAGCAACAGAGGCUGAGUGGGGUCCUUUCAGAGGGACCUGGCCAAGAACCUGAUAAUAAGACUGACCCGGCAACCCCCGACCCAGAAAAAGCUGCCAAAGAGCGUGCCCCAGCAAAGAGUCUUUCAAUUGAAUCUUUUUCAUCUCACCAUGAACCAUUGACUCCAGAUUCUGCAUGCCCUGUUGGCUCCCCUGUUGACAGCCCUAAAAUGGAGAGAUCAACCAAGAAGCAACGAGUAAGCAUGGAGGGGGCAUAUUCUAAACCAGACAUGGUACUUCCACAUCAGAUACUGGAGUCAAGCAUGCCAUCAUACCAGCAACCAAACUCUCUUUUCCUUGCUCAAGAGCCAUAUGAUCCUUCUUUGGGUAUAUCUACCAGAAGUGGUGAGGAAUUGGAGAAGGUUGGUGGCAGUAAUCUGUGAUUUGGUGUAACAUGUUAGGUUGUGCCCUAGGUCUGAUUCUAUCAUCCUUCUAAGCUUAGUUUCUGUGUUAUAUGUAUUCCUUCAUAGAUGAAGGAACCUGUUCUUCAUAGAUUCCCAAGGUUCUUAGUUUUCAGUUCAAUACUUGAUUAAAUACCCAGCUUUUAAUUAAAUUUAGAGAACUAAUUUGAAUUGGGUUAAAAGAAAGCAUCUUGUCAUCUGCUCCAUAGACUACCCAUUCUUCAUGGUGAGUUGGUGACUCUGGGAGGCUGAUGGAGGUUUAUACAUAAUCUCUUGACUAGCCAAAGGAAUUCUUUAGAUGCUUAGUGUUACGGUUCUGUGCUGUGUGGUCAAGCGUUGGGGUAUAUUCUACCAGAUGAGAUACCAUACCACCCCACUCGUUUGUGCCAAUGUUGAAACCUAAAGAUAUGUUUAAGUUUGUAAUGUUUAGAAGUGUGCAUGGAAAUUCUCGCAGAUGAUAUUGUACUGUUUCAAUAAAAAAUAUUAAUAAUAAGAAUAUAUGGACUAUAUAAUGAAUAAAGAA